CCAACGUGAACCUACUGAUGGAGCAGCAGCAGGAGCCUCUGGCGGGACCAUUUUUACAACAACCGAUGGGUCGUUGUACUAGCGGCGGAUCUAGUGUAAAAAUCGGGGAUCAUCAAUUACAAGCAGGGGCCGGAGCGGGACACUUGGCUGCAACCGGGACAAUCAAUACUGGGCCGCCAGCAACAGCAGCGGUCGCACCCUCCAACCUGAACUUGAAUCUGUUCAGCCCACCGAUAUUAAACGGGACAAGCAAUCCUGUGAGCCACGGCAUUGCUACGAAUGGGACUCCGAUGAAUUCCUCGGAAAUAAGUAGGAGCAACAUCGCCCGAGAACCUCCGCAAGGUGCCAACCCUGAAGCAGGUGGGGCGGUACACCCGCAGUUUGUGCUGAACUUUGGAGAAACUAUCAACCAGAACAAUUUCUUUCCCACGCCCGAUACCACCCCGGUGAGCCACAACAGCGGUGUGCACAUCAACAACCACAGCGGUUGUGUGGAUCUGAACUUGAACGUGGUUGGGCCGGCGCAUCAUGGCAACACAAUUACCGGAGGGCCAGUAGCAUCACAGGCUCACCAUGCUUGCGGCGCCGGUCCUGGUUUUGGUGCGCCUCCAAAUCCUGUAGUGCUAAACCCGCAGCCAGUUUUGUGUCCUGGAAAUAGCGCUAGUGGGGCGGCCACGGAGGGUACUUAGUUCUAGAUGGGGUUAUUGAAACAAUGCCGGUAGAAGUGGCACACUGUAUGAACUAUUUCUAUUUCGUGGAUGUGGGCCUGCAUAAUUACUUGCUCUGGCAUGUUGUUGAUGCCGUGUGCCUGAGUAAGUGUACAGCGGACCACAGCGACAUUCACGACCUACUUCAUCAGGUCCGAGUGCACCAGCUGGUGUGCCGACGCUCUGUGCCUACCAAAGAGCUACAGCUGAUGAAGAGAUUGCAGAGAAGAAAACUACCGGUGUUGGUCCUCAUGGUGCAACGGCAGGAUCUUCGGCUAUCAAAAGGAAAAAUCCCCCCUCCCCAUAUCGAAAACGAAACUUCUGAUGCUGGAUUUGAGUACACAAAUCAGAAUUGUCUUGCUGAAGAGGACUGCGGGCCCGCAUCAAUCCUGAAUAGAGAGGCUUUGGCUUAGGCACUUAGCAUGAAAAACGUCUGCGCUGUCGGUCAAACAGCAUUACAAACCGCCUGAAUAAUGCGGCGGAGCCUGUGGAAUUGCCUUCUUGCAAGACAGAGAUCAUUUGGGGUCGCAAAUCAGCAUUGCAAAUUUUCUGCGACGUACCUUUUCGAUAUGGGGAGGGGGAAUUUUUGCCCGCGAUAUCGGCGAGAAGUUCCUUUGGGGAUCAUCCCGGAGAACAAGAGCAGCAGCAGCAGAAUUACAACGGACGCAGUUCUUGUUUCCGAACGCGCAGCGGCCAAGGUAGGAAUUACAACCAGAACGGGUACGGGAAUGGGAAUUCUGGUGCCACCUAUCUAUCGCAGAACUCAUCUCACAGAACUACCGGGAUGAUGGACAAGGUACGGGUACUACUAUUAGCCGUGAGCAACUUGGUACGGUUAUGCAAUUUUCAUUCUGGUCGCCCCGUCUUGUCGAUCCGGAGGUUCGUGCUGUUUCGAGGAUCUGUAUCUGAUGAAUGUAAAAAUUCAAAUCCAAAUACAGCCCGUGUCCAACAGCAACGAAGCAGGCUUUACUUCCCGCUCUGAAGACCACUACACUCAGCGCAAUUAUCAUCAGCCAGCUCGUUUCCAUCCGCGGACAACCGGUGCCACCAGCAGCAGCGCGUCUUCUGCGGCAGGGAAUCAUCCUAACAUGAGUCGAGUCUUCAGCACGCCGAUGAAAUCCGGUGGUCCAGCUUCACGUCAAAACACUGCUGCCUCCAAAAAUCGUGAUGAACAAGAUGUUGACAAAAAUCUCUACCGUGAGUUUUCGCCGAAGUCCAAGUGUGAGCAGCAGAGAGGCGCCGGGGUGGGAAGUACUACGAGUGGGUCGUUGUCCAAUGCGGCCGGUAGAAGUGAGCGAGAGCUGGCGCACGACCCAGAUCGCAAUCUCUACGCGCCAAAGCACGGAGCGACGACUGAUCGCGGAGGUGGAUGCAGUGGUGCUUCGGCUUCGACCGGUGCUGGCGCUAGGUCUACUACUUUCCAGCAAAAUAAUGCAGCGGGUCGUGCAGGGAUUGCAAUUGCAUCUGCAACUUCUUCUCGACGUGGAUAUCUGGAUAAUUCUGAGCAGCAAUCCAGUCAAUCGAACCUCCAGAACGAGCCGAAAAAUUCUUGCCACAACACGACGACACUGCUCUCGACGUCUCUCAUCGCUUCCGCGCCGACCGAAAACUUGCAGCACCAUUUGCUUCAGUUCCAAACGUUUGAGCUGACGUUUCCAAAGCACAGGGCUCCCUUACCGACUCACCCAACUUUCAAACGGAUUUUUAUGCGGGACGAGCAGGACAACAGCAAGAUUUUGUCGGAUUCGGAGAUUUGCUCUAUCGCGCAAAGUGAGCCGGAAGUGUUGCAGUGGGUCCUGUACCAGGCGGCGGUGAAGGGGGUUAUAUGCACUGCAAAAGUGUCUGGGUCUGGAAGGUUGGAACUUGUCAUGCUAAAUCUGAAUCACGCAAAAAUCUGUGUUGCAUGAAGAUUGCCAAAUGCUGCCCACUUUUGAUCAAGUUGAGAGGCAGUUUCUCAUGCAAGAUAGGCAUGGUAGUGAUCUCACGGAAUCUGGCAUGCUAGGUCCUCCAUUACAGAUCAUAUGGGUCAUGGAAAACCUGCAUGACAAGUCGAGCAAAGUUCCAGACCCAGACACUUUUGCAUUUGAUAGGUUACUAUGCGGGAGAACUCGGGUUCGGUCGGCUUGCCGGAAAGAAAUUUGACGUCUCUCACUGCUCCUGGAGCACGCAGUCACACAUCGGGAAAAGUGGAAUCUAGCACGGGAGCACGCACUGGAAGUGCAGAAAAGGAGGCAAGAACUGCGGUAGAGGACAAGGAGAAAAUCGAUACAAAUUCAUCUUCGUUGGCACCCUCUUCUUCAAAACAAAAAUUCCAAGCGUUUCCGACUUUUUUCGAAGAUGAACGGGUAGAGGCGGUGAUGCAGGCCCUGAUUCGCUCCUCGGAGACUGCGUUCUUUGACCUUGCGGUAAGUGCUUACCACUUCGAGGUGUACUUUCGCUGCUUUCGCUGUUUUGAUCAUGCGCAACAUUCUUUGGAAAGCACAUGACUAUGACAGCAUUCAUUUCCUAAUUGCGAUUUUGCAUCAUUUCUAAAUCUUUGUUAAAACUCAGUCCGGCGACCGUCAGCAGGUUGUCGGCCGGCGGAACAACUUACUGCAACUCAUCUUGGACAUAAUCGUUGUGCAGAACCGGAAAGACGAUCUGCGUCACUUACUGCAAGACUUGCGGAAGCGGUUGCUGCAGCUUUCCAAGCAGGAGUACGCGGCGAGGACCAUACAGAAGCUGAUCGAGUGCGUGGGGCUGGUCACCGAGAAGAGCUUGGCUGCAACUUCUACUUCUUCUCAUGCAGGAACGUCAAAUAGAGAGGAGAUACCAGCCGGCAUGCAGAAACUAUCAACAGAAGAAGCAGAGCAGCCGGGCUUCUUCAUGGAUUUCCUGAAAGAGUGCAUCGACCAGGAGGUUGUAGAGGGGAUGUUGAUGACUAUCGGGGGGUUAUCAACAACAUCUUCUUUGUCAACAUGCGGGGGACCACAGGCACUAGAGAAGAAGAACAAGAUCCGCAUUGCCAAUUGCCUCAUGGUGAAUGAGCACGGUAUAAUAGUACAGUUUGCUCCUUUUCAGCAACGUUCCUUUUGUUGAAACCUCUCGGGCCCGCUUUACAGACAGGGGAAGAAAGUUUGAUAUUUCUUCUAUUAAUAGAUUGAUUCGUACUGCGUUGAUCUUCUUUGCAAAACAACUACAAUAAAAAGGUCACCACAUCCUGCAGCGUAUCGGGCGGCUUUAUGCGGAAUCCGAGUUGAUCCGGCAACACCUGCCCGCGCACCAAGAGGGCAGUUACCUGGUGGACUACAUGAAGGAUACUGUCGCCUACCUCUCGAAGGACAAAAAUGCCUGUUGCUACCUCCAGAAAAUCUGCGCCUCGGUCGCGACGGAGGCGCAAAAGCAGUGGAUCGAGCGGGAAAUCUUGGGUGAUUGGCUCGCGAUUUGCCAAAGCGAGUACGGAAACUACGUAGUGCAGAACCAUUUGGAAUUGCGGGGGAAGGAGAUGAUGGCACUUUUCAUCUCGCAGGAUAGGAACUACAAAAGUUCUUGUUCAUCCUCUUCUACCACUUCGUUGGAGAAGGAGGAGGCGCAGAGGACGACCACGGAGACCACAAAUAAAUCCGGGCCAGACGAGGCGGAGCAAAGCUGCACAUCAUCUCAAAAGGGAGCUGCAUCAAGUUAUACGAUCUCAACUUCGUCAAGCUACUUCGCCAGGGAGCUGGUGGACAAGAUUUUGAACGGGAGUGGUAUGGAGAACAUGAAGGUGCCUGCUCCGCGUGGUCGUGUGCAGCAGGGUUCCCCCAUGGAAGGACAACCAAGCCAGCUUGGUUCCUCGUCAAGUGGAUUUUUAACAUGUCACCAUCCACAACAGCGCAACCUGUUCCACACCCUGGCCUUUCAGAAAGCGAGCUCCAAUGUGCUAGAGAAAUUGCUGGAGAAUUUACCGCCAGUUUUUACAACCGCACAUGAAGUGGAUGAGCAGGAUGAUCUCCUUACCCAACUAGUUCUCCACGGUUUCUUCGCGCAUCUGGUGAAUGCGGACGAUGUUUUUGGGAACAGGAAAAACAGCAGCACAAUAGAAUCUGCGACACAGCAGGGAGUUCUUGCACAGGAGCAAGCAGCGUCAACACAAUCAUACGCUUUGAUGUCAUCUUCAGCACAAAGUACAACAUCAAACAGAAAGCAGCGGGCAAACGAGCUUUUCUACGAGUAUUUCUCCAACAGCUACAGCAAUUACGUGUUGCAGAAAUUGCUGAAAAUCUUGGCAUAUCAGAUGUAAAAAUGUCUGGGCCUGGAAGAGUGCGCGAUUUGUCAUGCAGCUUUUCCAUGACCCAUGAGGUCUGGAAUGCAGGACCUAGCAUGACAGAUUCUGUGCGAUCUCUCUCAUGUCUAUCCUGCGCGAGAAACUCCCUCCCGACUUGGUCAAAACUAGACGACUUUUGGUAAUCAUGCAACACAGAUUUUUGCGUGCUUCAGAUUUAGCAUGACGCGUUGCAUUCUUCCAGACCCAGACAUUUUUACAUUUGAUAUGGCAGGAGCGGCUGCAUCGUCUGGAACGUCAUCCGCUUCGAAAAAUAUGAAUAAGGAACCAAACGCAAACCACCACGAAGUUCUCUUCCAGUUCCUCAUGAAGAAUUUCGUCGUUCCCUGCGUCUAUUCCGAGUACGAAAGCGCGACGUGGAAUUACGAGGAAAAUUUGUGGAAUUUGAAGUCCGUGUCCACGAAGCUUGUCCGGAGUUACGGUGUUUUUUUCUCGGUAGAUUUAAUCAACAACUGCCAGAAGAUUCACCACGCGCAGGCGCGAAAACGGCGGGAACAGGAGGGUGUAAUUGCGGCUGCGAUGGGGCCGUCGUACUAUGGUAGCGGCGGUGGUGGUGGGCGUGGUCGUGGAGAUCAACACAGCGGUCCUUCUGCUGGGGGUCAACAACAUCUUCGCAACUACACGGGUGCUGCCACCGCAAGCCAACAUGGUUAUCAAAACCGUCAUCGACCACAGUAUGCUCACGCGAGUAGCAGUUUCGGAGUGGUCGCAGGCAGUGCAGCUAUGGCGGGAGCCGGGCCUGCAUCCACUCUGGGCACCAGCGGGCAACAUGUCGGAGGAGGAGGAGGGGGACAUCACGGGAGAAGUAGUGGCAACAUGGUAGGGGCAGGAGGAUCUACUACUUCCCUAGGAGCUUCUGGAUAUGGACAAGCAUACCAUCACAAUUCCGCUACAUCCACCUCGGCUCAGCACAAUUUUUACCACCACCAUCAUCACAGAGGAGGUGCUCAAUCCGCCAUUGGCUGCAGUGCUGGAACUGCAAGUAGCAACAGAUACAGCACCCGGGGAGGAGGUAGUUCCGGGGCAGCCGCGCCAGGUGGAACAUCAAGCCUAUGAAAUGUAAAAGUGUCUGGGUCUGGAAGAAUGCGCGAUUUGUCAUGCAGCUUUUUCAUGACCCAUGAGGUCUGGAAUGCAGGCCCUAGCAUGACAGAUUCUGUGCGAUCUUUCUCAUGCCUAUCCUGCAUGAGAAUCUGCCUCCCGACUUGGUCAAAACUGGACGACUUUUGGUAAUCAUGCAACACAGAUUUUUGCAUGCUUCAGAUUUAGCAUGACAAGUUGCAUUCUUCCAGACCCGGACAUUUUUACAUUUGAUAAAGCCAACUACAGCACCACUAUCUGCAGCAGCAGCUGAGGAAUCUGCAGAAUUGUAACACUUCGUCUUCUGGUUCUGUGUUCCACCGGGGUGGAGGUGGUAGUACUAGCAGCAACUUGCAUGCGAUGCAAAACUGGGACCACAACCCGCGGGAACAUCACCAGUCUGAUUUUUACCAACAACCAAAAUCCUACUACGGGCACGGCAACAAUAACAUCAGCCAGAGCUCCUGCAGAACUACUACGGGGGGCAGUUUUCUUAAUAUCAAAAGGAAAAAUCCCCCCACCCCAUAUCAAAAAGAAGUUUCUGAUGCUGGAUUUCAGUACACAAAUCAGAUUUGUCUUGCAGUAGAGGGCUGCAGGCAUAUGCCCAGCCUGAGCCGCAAUGUUUUGGCGUAGGCUCCUAGCAUGAAAAACGUUGAUGGUGUAGGCCCAACAGCAUCACAAACCGCCCGCAUAAUGUGGCGGAUUCUCUGGAUUUGCCUGCAUGCAAGACAGACUGGAUUUGUGACCACAAAUCAGCAUUACAAAUUUCGAAAAGCACACCUUUUCAAUAUGGGGAGGGGGGAUUUUUCCCCACAAUACUUAAUACUUUCUCGGGCAGCUGCAGUAGUUCACGCAGCGCGAUCGGAGGAACGUCUAGUAACCAGAACCACCAGGAGCAGCUCGUCCAGUAUAAUUUCUCUACUGACGGCGGCAACGGUUCUUACAAACAGGACGCUAGUUGUCAACAACAUUCUACGACGAGCUGCAACCUGAUCGAGCAGCAUCAAGGUAGUUCGAACCAAUUUCAUUCACACAUGAUGGUCAACGGAGUGGGGAAAGCGAACUACUACAACAACGGGAAUGCAAUGCACAGCGAGAGUUUGUCCGCGGUCCAUCUCCAAAAUCAGAUGAGUAUCCAGCGAAAUAUUAACCAGAUACGGUAG
Molecule: messenger RNA, 7250 nt
Organism: Amoebophrya sp. A120
Lineage: Eukaryota; Dinophyceae; Syndiniales; Amoebophryaceae
Source: the annotation of a GenBank genome assembly